This is a messenger RNA of Pseudoliparis swirei, 5455 nucleotides long. RefSeq names its product coagulation factor VIII, procoagulant component (gene f8). The record is from RefSeq and is a predicted model, not a curated record. Bases 27 to 5006 code for a protein of 1659 amino acids. The transcript has 27 exons. Lineage: Eukaryota; Metazoa; Chordata; Actinopteri; Perciformes; Liparidae. Gene Ontology annotation, molecular function: copper ion binding; oxidoreductase activity.
ACUGCUUGACCCUGGGCACGUUGGAGAUGAGCGCCAUGAGAGCCGCAACACUGCUGUUGCUGCUCUGCUGCCGCUGCGCCGCAGAGACGCAGCGGCCCGCUGCUGCGACAGCCUACUACAUCGCAGCGGUGGAGAUCGGUUGGGAUUACCUGGACGACGUUGACCCUGCGUCCGACCAAAGGAGAGAUGUUCCUCAAAAAUACAUCAAGGCAGUCUACAGGGAGUACACAGACCCUAAAUACACUGUCCCCAAACCAAAGCCAGCAUGGACAGGUAUUCAAGGCCCAGUGAUUGUGGUCCAGGCUGGUCACAGUGUGGUGAUCCACUUCAAAAACCUGGCCUCUCAGCCCUACAGCAUCAGCCCUGUGGGGAUCACCUACGGGAAACAGUCUGAAGGAGCCGGCUAUGAUGACUCCACAGCAGGCCAGGAGAAGGAGGAUGAUGCUGUCUCUCCUGGAGGCUACUUUGAGUAUGUGUGGAACAUCAGUUAUAAAGACGGUCCGACUGCGAGUGACCCAGAGUGCCUCACCUACUCCUACUCAUCCCAGGUGGACACGGUCCGAGAUUUAAACUCAGGACUCAUCGGUGCCUUGCUCAUCUGCAAACCAAGUGCCUUCACAAACAAUGGCCAUAGGAGAAACCCAAUGUUUGUCCUGCUGUUUGCCGUGUUUGAUGAGACCAAGAGCUGGUAUGGAGAGGUAGGAGAGAGGAUGAGCAGGGAGAAGUUCAAGAAAAGCAUCGGCAGAAAGGAAUACCACACCGUCAAUGGAUAUGUCAACUCUACGUUACCCGGUUUGACAAUGUGUCAAAGCCGUAAACAUGUAUUCUGGCAUCUGAUUGGGAUCGGCACAACACCAGAAAUCCACUCCAUUCAGUUUCAGGAUCACACUAUGCAGGUGUUGAACCAUCGCAAAGUCAACGUUGAGGUGACCCCCAUGACAUUCAUCACUGCAGAAAUGAGACCUGCUACUUUAGGCCGCUUCCUUAUGAGCUGUCAGAUACACGCUCACCGCCACGAUGGCAUGAACGCCUUUUUCACUGUGGAGAAAUGUCCUGACCCCGUGAUUCUGCCGGGACCCGACCUGCGUAACGUCAAAAGCAAGGAUAACGUGGUCAUCGAUGACGAAUAUAGUGACGACUACAGUGACGAAGACGAGGAUUUGUUCAACACCAUAAGCGUUAAGGCAAAGAAAACACAACUGCAAGCAAGAGCCAGCGGAGGGCAGCCCCUUAUAACCUGGGAGCAUUACAUCGCCGUUGAAGAGGUCACCUGGGACUACACCCUUAAUCUCAAACCCACAGAUAGUGAGUUGCGGUCAAGAUAUUUGGUUGCACCCUCCCAUCACCUGGGCUACAAGUAUAAAAAGGCGGUGUAUAAAGAAUACACAGAUGGAUCUUUCACAAAGAAAAAGAACCCAGACACGACAUUGCUCGGUCCACUUCUGAAAGGAAAAGUCAACGAUCAAAUCCAUAUUACUCUCAGAAACUUGGCCAGUCGGCCUUUCAACAUCUACCCCAUCGGCCUGACCAACAUCUCUCCACUGCAGAGAUCUGCAAAUGCUGCAGAGAAGGACUUGCGAUCCAUGGAAGUGCCACCCAACGGGACGUUUAGCUAUGUGUGGAGGCUAACAGCAGACGAUGGACCCUUGGGGGGAGACCCCCAGUGUCUGACCCAGCUGUAUCAGAGCACCGUCUCCCGAGAGAGGGACUUGGCCUCCGGGUUGGUGGGCACCCUGCUCAUCUGCAAAUACAACUCCAUGGACACCAGAGGACGUCUGUUGGGCCCAGAUAAAGAGUGGAGCCUGAUAUUUGCUGUGUUUGAUGAGAACAGAAGUUGGUACUUCAACGAAAACAUGCAGAAGUCCAGCCAAAACCUCCCGAACAUCACAGACCCUGAAUUCUACAAGUCUAAUGUCAUUUACAGUAUAAACGGCGAGAUGUUCCCCGGGCGACAGUUUGUGGCGUCUCAGAAUGACAUUGCCUUCUGGCAUGUGGCCAAUGUAGGCACCCAGAGUGACUUCCUCUCUGUUUACUUCACGGGAAACGUCUUUCAGUACCACGGCCUUUACCAGUCCGUCCUCACCCUCUUCCCCAUGACUGGCAUAACGGUUCCCAUGGAAACCGAGCUGAUUGGUGAGUGGGAGAUCAGUGCCUAUGAUGGCAACCUCAAGAGCAAGGGGAUGAGCAUCCGCUACACCGUACGUCCAAGCGAAGAUGGAUACCGAGUUGAUGAGAAGGAGAUUCCAGACGACAUCUCUGACUAUUUAGAUCUACAGCCGAGGGGCAGAAGACCUAAAAGUGCCACAGUGUUGGUUCCAGUGAGUAAGAAGCCCCUCGCUAAUAACAAUACUCAAUCAGGAAACACUUCCGGUCAAAAUGUCGCUUGUAAUAAAACUGAAGGGACUGGGGGUGAAGAACCUUCAGCAUCUCAGAUGAAGGAAGUGACAGCAAUAUCACCGGAAGCAGAAGGAAGAAUCCCGCAGGAUAUCUUGGAGGAAAUAGAAAGAGUUGGGGAGCGGACAGUUCCUGAGAAUGGGAGUGAACCUGGAGGAGAGGGAGGUGUCAGGCACAAGAGACAAGCAGACAACUUCUGGCCAGAUGUAGAUGUCAGUUCUGGAGCCUCCGCAGAUGAAGGACCUGGGAUAGAGAUCGGAGAAAAAGCUGUGGAAAAUAGGACUGAGGUUGGUGGCCAGGUCAAAGCUGAGGGAAGGAAUGAAGCAUCCGGUGUGAAUAAUGGGACGAGUGAAGACCUUGAAGAGAACAACGAGAUCUUACUUGACAGGAAUCCACAGCCAAACGAGAAAGAAUCAACUGUGGGGCUAAGUAAAUCAGAAGAGAUGGAUCAAAACUUAGUGCCACAAAACGACAUCCGGUCUGAACCUGAACAACGUACAGCAGAUCUGAGGGUUCUGGAAUACAACGACACGGUCGAUUACAACAUCACAACAGGGCUUGAGCUGUCCUUCGAGUAUGAUGACUACGAACAAGAGCUGAACAGUACAUCAUAUGUACUUGGUACGGAUUACAUGGACCUGCGUUCUGGAGAGACCAGAUAUCGCCACUACUACAUUGCUGCUGAGGAGAUCAGCUGGGACUACGGCAUCAGAAAACCACAUCAGUUCAUCAAACCCAGAGAGAUGCGUCGAGGGAUGAGGAAGUUCCUGCCCGUGUAUAAGAAGGUGGUGUUUCGAGCCUACGCCGAUGAACACUUCCUCGUUCCUGUGGGCAGAGGAGAGCAACAAGAACACCUGGGAAUUAUGGGACCUUUCAUCAGAGCGGAGAUAAAUGAUGUCCUCACUGUGGUCUUCAAGAACAAGGCAUCCAGGCCUUACUCUUUUCACCUUCAGGGGGUGUAUGACCUCAGCCAGGGGGCCGGCUUCGUCAAAACUCAAUCCCCAUCUGCUCCAUCCGGGGUCCCAGGAGAGCCUGUGGCCCCUGGGAAGGCACGGACAUAUAACUGGAGCGUAACCAGGAAACAAGGACCAACUGACACUGAAUUUGCCUGCAAGACUGGGUCUUACUACUCUACUGUGGAUAAGGAGAAGGACCUUCAUUCGGGGCUGAUUGGUCCACUGGUGAUCUGCAAGUCUGGAAUUCUCCGGACUCGUCAGAACACACAGCCAAAUGUCCAGGAGUUCGCCCUUCUUUUCCACACCUUUGAUGAAACUAAAAGCUGGUACCUGGAGGAGAACCUGCGGCUCCACUGUUCUCCGCCCUGUCAGGCCAACACUCAGGACCCCUGGUACCACAUGAGCAAUAAGUUUGCAGCAAUAAAUGGUUAUGUGGCAGAGACACUUCCUGGUCUGCUGGUCGCCCAGCACCAGCAGACCAGGUGGCACCUGCUGAAUGUUGGAAGUGAUGGAGAGUUCCACGCUGUGCACUUCCAUGGUUUACCGUUCACUGUUCACAAUGAAAACGAACACCGUAUGGGGGUCUACAACCUCUUCCCUGGAGUGUUUGGCACGGUGGAGAUGAGACCACCCACAUUAGGCACGUGGCUGGUGGAGUGCACGAUAGGAGACUACCAGCUCGCCGGCAUGAGGGCGAAACUACUGGUCUACAGUCCAGGAUGUCGCGUUCCUCUGGGGAUGAAAUCAGGAAGGAUUGAAGAUUCGCAGAUCACAGCAUCAGAUUACAUAGAUAACUGGGAGCCGAGGUUGGCGAGGCUGGAUCAGUCUGGUUAUAUCAAUGCCUGGAUGGGCAGAAACAAAAUGUCAUGGAUACAAGUUGAUCUUCAGAGGCCCGCCCUGUUGCACGGUGUGCAGACGCAGGGAGUCAGGUCGAAGCUGAGGGACAACUACAUUGCACUCUUCCACAUCUCCUACAGCCUGGACCAAGAGACAUGGACCACUUACAGGGGAAACGGAACCAAGCAGUACAAAUUAUUUCAUGGCAACAUGGACAGCUCCAAGGUGAAAAACAACCUCAUCAAUCCACCAUUUGUGGCUCGCUACGUCAGGAUUCAGCCCCUAAACUUUGUGCAAAGGCCUGCUCUCCGUCUGGAGCUGCUGGGUUGCGAUCUCAACAGUUGCUCUCUCCCUCUCGGACUCAAGGACGGGCGGAUUCCUGACAGCAACAUUAGUGCCUCCUCAUUUUAUUCAUCUUUGCUGCGUAGCUGGAGCCCCAAGCUCGCUCGCCUCUACCAGGAAGGCAGAGCCAACGCCUGGAGGCCAAAGAACAACAACCCUCACGAGUGGCUGCAGGUUGACUUGGGGAAAGUAAGCCGCAUCACAGGGAUCAUAACCCAGGGAGCACGUUCACUGUUGACCCAAAUGAUGGUGACCGAGUUCUCAGUCACCAUCAGUCACGAUGGUCACUCCUGGACCAGUGUGUUGGAGGAAAGCUCCCAAAGAGAAAAGAUCUUCACAGGAAACAGCGAUUCAGACGAGGAAGCUCUCAGCGUUUUCGAUCCUCCUCUGUUCGGCCACUACCUCCGCGUCCACCCGCGGGGUUGGUUCAACGGCAUCGCCCUGCGUCUCGAGGUCCUGGGCUGUGACACAGAGUAGGGGCUCUGACACUGCCGGGACGACUCACCAACGCCAAGCAGCAACAUUUUAGUAGCGUCAUGUAUCCUGGUUUCAUUUUGGAGUUUGUUAUUAAGAGCACUUAUGAUAUUAAGCUAUUUGUGUAAGAGAAGCUAUUUGUUCUGUGGCCACAACUUUGUUUACAUUUCGGUUGACAAAGAAUCCUGUUUGAUGUCAUUUUAAAAAGGAUAUCUGAUGUUGGUAGAAAUCUAUUUUAAGAUGUGAGUUUAAAGAGAGACACAGUUUUAAAAUCUGUUGAGCAACACAGUAUUGGCUUUGCUUUAACUUCAGAGCACACCUUUUGAAUGUAAGUGUGUGUAUAUAUUUCAGAUGGAUGUAUAAAGUUUGAAGGGUUGAUGUAUAUUGUUGGAAAAGUUAGUAUUAAUGUAUUUUUCUGCCUUAUUAGAGUUUAUAUAAACAAUGAAUCUCAA